Molecule: messenger RNA, 1081 nt
Organism: Chilo suppressalis (striped riceborer)
Lineage: Eukaryota; Metazoa; Arthropoda; Insecta; Lepidoptera; Crambidae
Source: the annotation of a GenBank genome assembly
CAAAAAAAAAACAAAAAAAAUUACAUUAGUUCCACUCCAUUCUGUUUAUUUUCUGCAAGCCAAUUUUAUUCCAGUCCAAUUCCAAUAUUACAAUCUUCUACAGGUGUCACAAGGGAAAUUGAAUUUGCAGUUUGUAACUGAUGAUUGUUAAACUAGGACUACUAUUGCGAAAUUAUAAUACAUUUCUACGGAAAUUCACUACAACCACAUUUCCAUUUAAAAUGUCGCCUGACAACAGUGCUGGGGUUCCUUUGAGAAAAGUUAUAUCAGCUCUUGAAGAAUUUGCACCUAAAGAAUUAUCUGAAAGUUGGGACAACACUGGACUAUUAGUGGAACCGUACACACCGAGAAACGUGUCGAAGAUAUUGCUUACAAAUGAUUUAACAGAGAAAGUGGCUCUUGAAGCUGAAAGUAAUGGCUGUGAAAUGAUCAUAUCCUAUCAUCCUCCUAUAUUUGCGCCUUUGAAGUCAGUUGUCCAGAGAUCUUGGAAGGAACGUGUCGUAGCUCUGUUGUUAGAGAAGCGCAUAUCUCUUUAUUCCCCUCAUACUAGCUGGGACUGUGUAAAGGGAGGAGUUAACGAUUGGUUAGCUUCCGCUUUUUCUAUCGUCGAUUCUGCCCCUAUUGUACCAGGAACAGAUCCUAGCACUGGGGCUGGAAGAAUCUUGAAUCUUAAAAAUGGCAUUCCGCUGUCUGAUGUCGUUUCGAAUGUUAAACAACUUACUGGCCUUGGUCAUGUACGCAUCGCAAUCGGCAAAAAUGGAACGAUGCAGGAUGUCAUAUCAAAGAUAGCGCUGUGUGCGGGCUCUGGAGGUUCUGUCUUAAAAGGUGUCGCCGCUGACGUGUAUUUAACAGGUGAAAUGCUUCAUCACGAUGUCUUAGAUGCAGCUCAAAAAGGUAUAUCUGUAAUUUUAACAAAUCAUUCCGAUUCAGAAAGAGGUUUCUUACGACCGUUUUCAAUUAACCUUCAGAAUAGACUAGAUAAUCAAGUGCAAGUCAUGGUGAGCAAUGUCGAUAAAGACCCUUUAAUAACCGUGUAAAUCAGUUAUUGUAAGUUGAAAUAAAAAUACAUGAUUUGAUGAUU